Raphanus sativus (radish) is the source of this 2294-nucleotide messenger RNA. RefSeq names its product probable cytosolic oligopeptidase A. Gene Ontology annotation, cellular component: chloroplast. The transcript is spliced from 17 exons. NCBI's taxonomy places the organism in Eukaryota, Viridiplantae, Streptophyta, Magnoliopsida, Brassicales, Brassicaceae. Gene Ontology annotation, molecular function: metalloendopeptidase activity. Bases 68 to 2173 code for a protein of 701 amino acids. The record is from RefSeq and is a predicted model, not a curated record. Gene Ontology annotation, biological process: proteolysis; peptide metabolic process.
CUAUCCGUCUCCCAGAUCCAACCUGCACUGCCUCCAACUCUCAAUCAUUCUCUCUCUCGUUCACCUCAUGGCUUCCGAAGAUUCUCUCUCCUCAAAUCCUCUGUUGCAAAACUUCGAGUUCCCUCCGUUCGACGUCGUCGACGCUCACCAUGUCAGGCCCGGGAUCCGUGCUCUGUUGCACCAGCUCGAAUCUGAAUUGGAGCAGCUAGAGAAAACGGUGGAGCCGUCAUGGCCAAAACUGGUGGAGCCGUUAGAGAAGAUUAUUGAUCGGUUAACUGUUGUUUGGGCGAUGAUCAAUCACCUUAAGGCUGUCAAGGACACUCCGGAGCUUCGUGCUGCCAUUGAAGAAGUUCAGCCAGAGAAAGUGAAGUUCCAGCUCAGGUUGGGGCAGAGCAAACCCAUUUACAAUGCAUUUAAGUCUAUUCGAGAAUCUCCGGACUGGGAUACACUGAUUGAAGCUCGUCAACGAUUAGUAGAAGCACAAAUAAAGGAGGCGGUUCUCAGUGGUAUUGCUCUUCAAGAUGACAAGAGAGAAGAAUUUAACAAAAUUGAACAGGAACUGGAAAAACUUUCCCAUAAGUUUUCUGAGAAUGUUUUGGACGCUACAAAGAAGUUUGAAAAGUUGAUAACAGACAAGAAAGAGAUCGAGGGGUUACCACCAUCUGCACUUGGGCUAUUCGCACAAGCAGCUGUUUCCAAGGGAAAUGAGAAUGCAACUGCUGACGCUGGACCAUGGCUCAUUACACUGGAUGCUCCUAGUUAUCUCCCCGUCAUGCAACAUGCCAAAAAUCGUGCUCUGCGUGAGGAGGUUUAUCGUGCUUACUUGUCUCGUGCCUCUUCGGGUGAUUUAGAUAAUACUGCAAUCAUCGACCAGAUCUUGAAGCUCCGAUUGGAAAAGGCUAAGCUUCUUGGUUACAGCAACUACGCUGAGGUAAGCAUGGCCACGAAAAUGGCUACGGUAGAGACAGCAGAUGAGCUAUUAGAAAAGCUUCGCAGUGCGUCUUGGGCUCCGGCUGUUCAAGACAUAGAAGACCUUAAGAGUUUUGCAAAGGACCAAGGUGCUGCAGAAGCCGACAGUUUGACUCACUGGGACAUCACUUUCUGGAGUGAGAGGCUCCGUGAAUCGAAAUACGAUAUUAAUGAGGAAGAAUUGCGACCCUACUUCUCACUGCCAAAGGUUAUGGAUGGGCUUUUUGGUUUAGCUAAGACCCUAUUUGGAAUUGAUGUGGCGCCGGCGGAUGGCGUAGCUCCGGUCUGGAACAGCGACGUUAGGUUCUACUGCAUCAAAGAUUCUUCUGGAAAUCCCACUGCUUAUUUCUACUUUGAUCCAUACUCUCGUCCUUCAGAAAAGAGAGGCGGUGCUUGGAUGGAUGAAGUUUUUUCCCGUAGCCGAGUCAUGGCCCAAAAGGGUUCCUCCGUUCGGCUACCUGUUGCGCAAAUGGUCUGCAACCAAACUCCACCGGUUGGUGAUAAGCCAAGCCUUAUGACAUUCCGUGAGGUAGAGACUGUAUUCCAUGAAUUUGGCCAUGCUCUGCAGCAUAUGCUUACGAAAGAAGACGAGGGGCUAGUUGCUGGUAUCAGAAAUAUCGAGUGGGAUGCAGUUGAAUUACCUUCACAGUUUAUGGAGAACUGGUGCUACCACAGGGAUACCUUAAUGAGCAUUGCUAAGCAUUAUCAAACAGGGGAAUCUCUUCCUGAGAAUGUGUACAAGAAGCUCCUGGCUGCAAGAACAUUCCGUGCAGGAUCCCUUAGUCUUCGUCAGCUGAAGUUUGCUACAGUUGAUCUGGAGCUGCACACGAAAUAUGUGCCAGGUGGGACAGAGUCUAUUUACGAUGUUGAUCAAAGGGUAUCCAUGAAGACACAAGUCAUCCCUCCCCUUCCUGAGGAUAGAUUCCUCUGUAGCUUCAGCCAUAUAUUUGCAGGCGGUUAUGCAGCUGGAUAUUACAGUUACAAGUGGGCGGAGGUUUUGUCUGCCGAUGCGUUUUCUGCUUUUGAAGAUGCUGGAUUAGAUGACAUCAAGGCCGUUAAAGAGACAGGACAGAGAUUCAGAAACACCAUACUUGCUUUGGGAGGAGGAAAAGCGCCUCUAAAAGUGUUUGUGGAGUUCAGAGGACGAGAACCUUCCCCAGAGCCUCUUCUCAGGCACAACGGACUCUUGGUUGCUUCUGCUUGAGACAUUUGUGUUCCCCUUAAACUGAUCUCGUCUCUAUUCUAAACAUUUUUCUUGAAUAGAGUCAUCCUCGUACCUUGGUUUGCGGAUUAUUAAUGUCAUCCAAUAAAAUUAAACUUCUUUA